CCAUUUCAUUCCCAGUUGAUUACUUCCUUCCCAUUCCCUCCUUUCAAACACAACACAACAUAAACAAACUCACACUAUAUACUCCUCAUUAUCACACACUUAUAACAUACAAGUAACAAUGGUGAUGAAACCACAAGUGAGUGUGGAAUCAAAUGCCACUGCAUCCAAAGACAUCGCAAUCAACACUUCAUCAGUUAACAAAAAGAUGAACAAGUUCAAAGGAGUAAGGAUGAGAAGCUGGGGCUCAUGGGUAUCUGAAAUCAGAGCACCCAAUCAAAAAACAAGAAUCUGGCUAGGCUCCUACUCCACUGCAGAGGCUGCAGCCAGAGCCUAUGACGCUGCACUCAUCUGCCUCAAAGGCCCAACAGCCAAUCUCAACUUCCCCACAUUUUCCCAACAAAACUUCCCUCUUAACCCUCACCAAGUCACAGCCAUGUCACCCAAAACCAUUCAAAAGCUGGCCGCACAAGCUGCAAAUGCUUCUCUCGAUAAUGCCACCACCAGCAGUCCAGAAGACCUCCCAUCUCCGCCACCGCCUUCCACCACUUCAUCGUCGUCUUCUCCAUCAAACACCAUCGAAGAAGAUGAUCUGUCAUUCAUAUCUAAGUUUGAGGACUAUUGCAAACCCGAUCAAACUGCACUAGAUACAAUGGACCGUACUGCACCAUGGUUUAACAGCUUUGGUUCGUUUAAGUUCCGGGACAUGAUUGAUGAUAUGCUCAUCUUCGAUCAUCCACAACCGUCCACCAUGAAUGUGAUCGAAGAUCACUUCUACGAAGAAGGGGAAGAUAUUCGUCUGUGGGAUUUUUGCUAAAGAUUUUGGUUCUUUUAAAAUAUAUUAUCAUUUUAUUUUAUUCAUUUGAUGUUCUUCGGUGAAUUGCUUGAAGACAUUGCUGACAGAAACAAAAGAAAACAAAGGCAUGGGAAGAGACAUUUUUUGGACUGUCCCAUGUGAGUUGUUAGCUAGAUAUUGAAUUCUUCUAUAUAAUAAGGUAUUAUUUUUUUAUAAAGUGUGACAUAUGAUGAUCAUAUGCAAUGUAAUAAAUUAUACAUCUUGUUUACGACAACGCAAGCGUUAAAUAUUUUUUAUUAUUUUCUUCACUCA
Molecule: messenger RNA, 1105 nt
Organism: Daucus carota subsp. sativus
Lineage: Eukaryota; Viridiplantae; Streptophyta; Magnoliopsida; Apiales; Apiaceae
Product: ethylene-responsive transcription factor ERF014
Exons: 1
Coding region: 119-814 (231 amino acids)
Biological process (GO): regulation of DNA-templated transcription
Molecular function (GO): DNA binding; DNA-binding transcription factor activity
Source: RefSeq, a predicted model, not a curated record